Messenger RNA from Pangasianodon hypophthalmus (striped catfish), 3662 nucleotides. It is a transcript of the gene fan1, whose product is annotated as FANCD2 and FANCI associated nuclease 1. Bases 351 to 3314 code for a protein of 987 amino acids. Gene Ontology annotation, biological process: interstrand cross-link repair. The transcript has 16 exons. Gene Ontology annotation, molecular function: 5'-flap endonuclease activity; flap-structured DNA binding; 5'-3' exonuclease activity. Lineage: Eukaryota; Metazoa; Chordata; Actinopteri; Siluriformes; Pangasiidae. The record is from RefSeq and is a predicted model, not a curated record. Gene Ontology annotation, cellular component: nucleus.
CCUAGUAGUGCGCUAGCUGUUUGGUAGCAUUCAUAACCGCUUGCUCCGUGUUAUUUAGUGCGCUAUAUAGCGUAUGAAAGAAUUGCUUUUUAAACCAUUCUCAGUGUUCUACAAGUCCAAAACAGCAGCUCUGAGAGGCACAGCUAGCUCAGUGCUGAGAGCCUUCACACUGAUAGCAGGCCAUUCAGGUCUGUUUUCCAUGAAGCUCAUGUGGUUGCAUGGCAACAGAUUUCUUUGGCUUUAGAUGACAGCAACUGAGCAAACGUAAAAAUGCCUGCUGCUUCCAGAAGGUUCAGAAGCCUAGCUUUAGAGCUAGGUUCCCCCUGAACUACUUCAUAUAUCUGAAGAGUAUGGGUCCCAAGCCUGGUAGAAGCAAAUCGAAAGACCAUGCCAGACCCCUAAGAAGACUUUCCAUAGCAAAGAAAGAUGAGCAGAAGGGCAGUGCAAAACAGCCUAAAGGGCCUUCUAUUACUUCAUUUUUCAGGAACACACCACCUUCAAAACUGGCCUGCUCGCUGUGUGGCAAGUUCAUACCUCGCUUCAAAAUCAAUGAACACAUCGACUCUCAGUGUCGAGACUUUCUUGAGGAAAAUGACGUACAGGCAGCAGCAGUCCAUGGCAGUGAACAAGCGAAAACAUAUUGGCCCUUUUCAAAUAAUACCCCACAGAGUCCAGAUGAGAAAAAUGCAAGCAUGCAUGAAAAUAAUCAGGAUGCAGAAACAAGCCCAUAUUUUAAAAAGAGUGGCAUGACAAGACAAGAGUCACCUAAGAAAAGUUUCCAUGCCAGAGAGGGCAAGAUAGUCAGUCUUGGUCGUUUGUCUUCAAAACUCUCCAAAAAAGUGUUGGUCUUUUCAGAGAACUCCAAAGUUCACAGCACCCAAGUGUCUAUCAAAGAAGAGCCAAUCUUAAGUGAGCCAAGUAGCUCACAAAAAGAAAACUUUGAUGAGAAUGUAAGUGUUAAAUCUGAGCACCUAGUGAUGAAUUCAGCAUUAACUUCUCAGGUACCAACUGAAAAUCUACCUGAUGUUGAAGAAAUUGAACAGGCCACACCAAAAGUAAAAUCAUUGGGUCCUGAUGCCUCUCAAACAGCAGAAACAACUGCUUCAUUGAGAUUAAUGAAAAGGAAGAAAGAAGAGUCUCCUGGUGCAUGUGUAGCCCCAGACAUGCAGAAGAAAACACGAUAUUUAGGGAAGAGAACUGCCAAAUCUGGCAGCGCUGAUCCAUUACCAGAGAUUGAAGUCAGCAAAUCCAAAUGCAAGGAUGUAGAAAGGAACCAGAUUAUGGCACCGGAUAGAGGUAGUGAUCUUCCACAGGAUGCUAGUGCCUCCUUUGUGGAACAAAGUUCACCCAGACGGCCAUACUAUCUUCAGAACUUCCUGACUGUUCUGGGAACAGUGCUGGAGAAUAAGGAUGACAGAAUGCUCUUCAGCGAGGAGGAACUCUCAUCUAUCCAGAGGUUCAAACAGCUGUCAGUGCCUGGACAGAUGCUAUAUGUGCGUCUGUUUCAGAGGAAGUUGAAAUGGCUGCAAGUGAGCAAACUAGAUUAUGCUGAGAUUAGUUCAGACCUCAAUCCUGUUGUGCAAGAACUUGUCACCAGUGGCUUCCUCCAGACAGAGUCUGAACUCACCGAGAUCCAAGAUGUAUUGGAUCUUCUACCUGCUCCGGAGCUCCGAAGUCUGGCCAAGACUUUCCACCUAGGAGGUCCAGGGAAUAGUAGCCAGAAACAGCAGCUGGUGGAAGGGCUUCUCCAUUUGUCCAAACAGCGCUCUCUCUUUUCUCUUGCCCCCGGCCAAAGCAACACUGGUGCAGUCAUUCUCAAAAGGGCGAAACAGCUACUUGGCUCCUGUGUUUUUCUGUGUCGGGAGCCUCGCGCUAUGUUCUCCCGCGUCCUUCUACUUUUCUCCCUUACUGACACUCUGGAGGAGGAAGAGAUGGCAUCAGGGGGUCAAGGCCAACUCUACACUAUUCUGCUGGUCAACUCUGGACGUCUGGCUUUCCCUGCUUACACAGUUCAGCGGUCUGCCCAAAUGUUUAGGGACAGGGAAGACUUAAUCAGAUACGAAGCUGCCAUGCGAACCCUUCAAGAGGUGAUUACAGCUAUGCAGGCUGGUUGCUGGGAGGAUGCUCUAGUCCUCUACACUUCUGCAAAGUCUAACUGGCAAAACUUGAAGCAAAAUUAUGACUUAAGUUGGCAGGAGCAGUUACCAGUGUUCCUGCGGUGCUUCACAGUAGGGUGGGCAUAUACACGUAUAUUGUCUCGAGGAGUCGAGAUACUACAGAGGCUGCGUCGUUAUAAGGAUGCAGUGGAUGAGCUGCGGUCUCUUCUGUCUCAGUCAGUGUUCUGUCCAGACAGCAGAGGGCGCUGGUGGGACAGACUGGCACUCAAUCUCCAGCAGCACCUCAAAUGCCAUGAGCAGGCUAUCUACGCCAUCAGGGAUGGAUUGAACGAUCCACUGGUCCGUACAGGUCACCGUUUGUCUCUGCACCAGAGAGCCACCAGAAUGAAGGACUCAGCGAGUUUUAAGAAGUACCGCCUGCUGCUCCGAGACCUUCCUUCUAUCCAUGUGCACAGUGUUAAUCAUGUUACAAUUCGAGGCCAGCUUUUUCCGCAUGAGGGUGGUAUGGGCAAAUCCGUGUUCCUCAGGCCUGCUGCUGGGCAUGAAGACUCUGGAGAAGGAGGUGAUGCCAUGGUCAUAUGCUCUGUGGAGGAGCUGGCUUUGGCACACUACAGAGAACUUGGCUUCGAUCAAGGCAUUCAUGGUGAAGGUUCUACAUUCUCCACUUUGUUUGGCCUUCUGAUGUGGGACAUUGUCUUCAUGAAUGUCUUGGAUGUCUUCAGAACAUCCUAUCAGACAUGUCCUCUGGACUUGUACACUGACUGUUUCUAUGAGAAUCGGAAGGAGGCUAUCGAGGCUCGGGCUGAGCUGUUGUCCGAGGCGUCCACAGAAACAUUGCAGGACCUGCUGGCUGAAGUGUGGAAUUCACAGGAGGGAAGAGUUUGUGCACUUGUUAACUGGGAGAGAUUCUCUUGUCUUCAGCAAGCCCAGAGCUUAGUAGCAUGUCUGGGAGGACAGUUUUUAAGUGGAGUGGUCCUUAGAAUGGCAAAGGACUACAGACACAGCAAAGGAGGACUUCCUGACCUGGUUGUAUGGAACACCUCAAAUUACAGCUAUAAGCUGGUGGAGGUGAAGGGCCCUAAUGACCGUCUGUCCCAGAAACAACAGAUCUGGCUGGAUGAGCUGCAGAAGCUGGGCGCUGAUGUUGAAGUGUGUCACGUCACUGCUAUUGGAGCUCGAGGAGCCCGGCUGGAUUAGAGACUAAAAUUGCCUUCACACAUACUGCUGCACCAAUAGACAAAACAUUUCACUCAUGCAGGCAAAUUCUCUCUAAAGAUUGUUGAGAUGGUCCUUGUGUGAGUAUGUGCUGUUUUAAUGCAACAGCACUCUGCUAAAACUAUGACACUACCACACGUAUUAAGUAUAAUAGACAGUAUGAAGAGAUGAGUGUCUGAAUUCCUGUGGCUGCUAGUUUAACUGUUUCUUUCAUUGUCUUUUUUUUGUAAUAAUUAUGUUUUAUGUUGUAUUUAAAACCUGAAAUUCUGGGAGAAAAUAAUGUAAUAAAAAUGUAAUAAAAACUAACUACAUUUGGAGGGGUAUCCUGAC